Messenger RNA from Menidia menidia (Atlantic silverside), 3045 nucleotides. NCBI's taxonomy places the organism in Eukaryota, Metazoa, Chordata, Actinopteri, Atheriniformes, Atherinopsidae. The record is from the annotation of a GenBank genome assembly.
ACGAGCUCCUCCCCACGUGUUUGAGAGGCAGAGUCAACAUGGUACCUUGAGCCGAGCUGUUCAGUUGCCUGACUUCUGCCCAAUUGGUUUCCACAUUCAUGGACUGCCCUCACACACUGAUGAGAUAGUACAAACUGUGCAGCGAAGUGUGCAGGUUGGAUCCCUGAGAUCUGCUGCUCCGCUCCUGUGACUUCUCCUCUCGGCCACUGUGUCCGAUCCCAUCAACAUGGCCAGCGGUGAAGACGACGACCCGAUUAUAGAGGAGAUUGACGUGUACCUCGCAAAAAGUCUGGCAGAUAAGCUGUAUCUUUUCCAGUACCCUGUGCGACCGGCCACUAUGACCUACGAUGACGUCAACCAUUUGUCCGCGAAGAUCAAACCCAAACAGCAGAGGGUGGAGCUGGAAAUGGCCAUCAACACUAUGAGUCCAAACUACUGCCGCAGUAAAGGGGAGCAAAUCGCCCUGAAUGUGGACGGCACAUCCUAUGAAGAGACAAACACCUACUCUGCAAAAAUGAUGGACAAGCAGACCUUCUCAUCCAUCCAGGCCACCACUAACACCUCCAGAUAUGCAGCCGCCGUGUUUCGGAAAGGCGAGCUCCACAUCACCCCGCUAACGGGAAUCCUGCAGCUGAGGCCCAGCUUCUCUUACUUGGACAAGGCCGACAACAAAACCCGAGAGCGCGAGGCGGCAAACGAAGGUGGAGACUCAUCUCAGGAUGAAGCUGAGGAGGAAGUCAAAGCCAUUACGGUGCGGUUCGCACGCCCCGAGUCGGAGCAGGCCCGGCAGAGGAGGAUCCAGUCCUACGAGUUCCUGCAGAAGAAGCAGGCAGAGGAGCCCUGGAUCCACCUGCAGUACCACGGCGUAAAGGACGGGCGCUCGGAGCAUGAAAAACAGUACCUCUACUGUCAAUCCGGGGACGGCUCUGACAACUCUGAACUGGUCAAAACUCCUAAGGAGUAUCUGGAUAUGCUGAUGCCCCCUCUCGAAGAAGAGAAAGUUGUUAAACCUGUCGGGCCCAGCAACGUGCUCUCCAUGGCUCAGCUCCGCACUCUGCCGCUGGGAGAACAAGUCAAGACCCUGAUGAAGAACGUCAAAGUGAUGCCAUUCGCCAACCUGAUGGGCCUGCUGGCCUCUGGGACUGACCAGACCUCAGCGCUGCGCUGCAUCCAGCAGGUGGCACUGCUGGUUCAAGGGAACUGGGUCGUCAAGAGUGACGUUUUGUAUCCUAAAAACACGUUCAGCGCUCACAGCGGCGUCCCUGCCGAGGUGCUGUGCCGCGGCAGAGACUUCGUGAUGUGGAGGUUCACUCUGGAGCGCUCCGUCAUGAGAAAGGAGAUCACCUCCAUCAUCAAACUUCCUCCAGAGGAUGUGAAGGAGUUCCUGGAGCAUGUGGCCGCUCCCCGGGUCAACCGGGGCUGGGAGUUCCUGUUGCCCACCGACGUGGACUUCAUCAAGAAGCACCCGGAUGUGGCCAACAGGCAAAAGAUGCUGUGGCUCGGCAUCCAGAGCAAGUUGGAGAAGGUGUUCGAUUUUUCAAAAGACGACUUUGUGCCAAAGGGUUCGUCCCAGCCUGAGCCGGUCCACGUGAGCGGGGAGCAGCGCCUGAAGCGGGCUCAGGACCGGGCGCUGGACAAGCAGCCGACGGGGAGGACGAGCCCAUGGACACCUCCUCCCCCCCCCUCCUCCUCCACCAUCCCCAACGGCUCUGCCAACGGCUACCCCAGCGCCGCCUCCCCCUGCUUCGAACACGCCAACGGGGGGAGCCCCGCCGGCACGCCGUCCCGGGAGCUGCGGGACUUUGUGACAAAGACCUUCAGGAAACACUUUGUGCUGACGCUGAACGAGCUCAAGCGGCUGUUCAACCUGCACCUGGCCUCCAUGCCGGCGGGACAGAACACGCUCCGCUCCAUCUCGGACCACGUGCUCCAGGACGCCGUCCUGCUCUGCCAGUGCAAACAGAUCGCGGUGCCCUUUCCAGCACAGAGCCAAGCGGCUCCAGAUGAGCAGAAGGUGUUUGGCCUGUGGGAGACCGGAGACGAUUUCGACAAGCACCGCCGGCUGCUUUACGACUUGUUCACCAAGAACUACCGGAUCAGGAGGAGCUCGAUCCAAGCCAAGCUCACGCAGGAGUUCGGAGACGCUCCCAAAUCCGAAGUGGACCGGCUGCUUCAGGAGUGCUGCAGCAGCCACGCAGGGAUGUGGUACCUCAAAGGAACCAUCCAGUCCUGACCCAACGAGCCCGCCCACCCCCAACCCCCACCCCUCAUGGUCACCAUAAGCCAAUCAAAACCUCUCCCGUGCGUCCAGCGGGAGGACAGCUGAAAGACGAAAGCCAAUCACAGCAGCCGGCCCAGCUCUGAGGUCCGGCGAUUGGACGACAAAGACGGCAGCUGUGCAGACGCUCAGAACGGGAUGAUUUCUGACGUUAACGCCAGCGCUGGGACGCUAUGAGGACGGAAGCCUCCUGGUAGCAGGAGAGUCUAAGGGGAAGCGGAUUAGUAGAAACGAUGAAGAAAAAGUAAGGUUUAUGUAAACGGUUAAAUAGUAGAAAUGAUUAUUGUUUUGCAUUUUUGACCUCACGGCAGAUCGUUUUUCUUUUUUUUUUUUACCUGGUAAGGAUGAACGUGUUUUAUAUCAUCCCAUCACGGCCUCGUGGGCGUAAAUGACAUUUUCCAUUGGUAAAUCUCCAUGCAUUUUCAGUUGGUCCGAUUUAAAAAUGUUCGCUACCCACGAUGCCUCAGGAGAAAAAAAACACGUGAAGGCACUUAGAAAAAUAGCCGGGUUCGUUCAGACAAAAGGGAAACUGGAUGCAGAACGAGGAAAAAAACAAAACUCUACAGUCAACCUGCAUUGUGCUGCAGGAACUGGCUUUUGUUGCAUUUCAUUCAUCAAUAGAUGCAAGCUUGACUGAUUAUCAGGACUGAGCAAAGAGUGGAUUAAAAAGCAGAUGUUUAGUUUUGUGUUGGAUGGUGGAUUCAAUUUUUUCUCCUUGCAGUGACUGAUUUUGAAGACAACCAAUAAAAAAGCAGUUUGGAAUAAAA